Molecule: messenger RNA, 3379 nt
Organism: Cyprinus carpio (common carp)
Lineage: Eukaryota; Metazoa; Chordata; Actinopteri; Cypriniformes; Cyprinidae
Product: excitatory amino acid transporter 2
Biological process (GO): L-glutamate transmembrane transport
Cellular component (GO): plasma membrane
Molecular function (GO): glutamate:sodium symporter activity; L-glutamate transmembrane transporter activity; neutral L-amino acid transmembrane transporter activity
Source: RefSeq, a predicted model, not a curated record
UAUGAUAUUCAAAUUUUUUUAGAUGCACCUGUACUAUCAUCUAUGACUGAGCUGAUGAUUUUUCUGGACUGAAAAAAUUUGACUGCUGGACAGCUUGGUCCCCCCCAGUUAAAUAAUCAUAUCUGCACCCCUGCCUGUACCCUGAUGUUCACUGUGAUUCUCUUUCUCUGUUCCAGGUGUGAUCACUGGUUCAGUAGCCGGUAUUCUACUGCGUUACGCAUCACCACUCCCCGCUGAUGUUAUAAUGGUCAUUGCCUUCCCAGGUGACAUUCUUAUGAGGAUGUUAAAAAUGGUGAUUUUGCCUCUGAUCAUUUCAAGUUUGAUCACAGGAUUAGCAGGGUUGGAUGCCAAGUCCAGUGGUCGUCUGGGCACAAGGGCCAUGGUGUAUUACAUGUCUACCACCAUCAUCGCAGCUGUGUUGGGGGUGAUCUUGGUGCUCCUCAUCCACCCUGGUAACCCCAAACUGAAGGCAAACCUGGGCGAGGGCAAAAAGAACGACGAAGUGUCUAGUUUAGAUGCCUUCUUUGAUCUCAUCAGAAAUCUGUUUCCAGAAAAUCUCGUUCAGGCUUGUUUUCAACAGAUCCAGACAGUUACUAACAAGGUAGAAGUAGCUCCUCCUCCAAAUCCAACUCGGUUUGGACGAAAUGCUACCAAGGGGGCAGCAAAAUAUGUAAUCAAGAAGUCUCUUCAAUUUAAGAGUGGCAUGAAUGUUUUAGGUCUCAUUGGAUUCUUUGUGGCGUUCGGGAUUUGCAUGGGAAAGAUGGGAGAAAGGGCCAAGCUGAUGCUUGAGUUCUUCAACGUUCUCAACGAGAUCGUUAUGAGGCUUGUUGGCAUGAUCAUGUGGUAUUCCCCCAUUGGUAUUGCAUGUCUGAUCUGUGGGAAGAUCAUUUCAAUUAAUGAUUUGGAAGUGGUGGCCAAGCAGCUGGGAAUGUACAUGGUCACUGUUAUCAUUGGACUCAUUAUUCACGGAGCCAUGUUCCUUCCUUUAAUAUAUUUUGUUAUUGUUCGGAAAAACCCAUUCACAUUCUUCAUGGGAGUUUUCCAGGCAUGGGUCACCGCUUUAGGAACAGCUUCGAGUGCUGGGACAUUACCUGUUACUUUCCGCUGUCUGGAGGAAAAUCUGGGCAUUGACAAGAGAGUGACUCGAUUUGUGUUACCUGUUGGAGCAACGAUCAACAUGGAUGGCACAGCACUUUAUGAGGCCGUAGCAGCCAUCUUUAUUGCCCAGAUGAACGGAAUAGAACUUGAUCCUGGUCAGAUCGUGACAGUUAGCCUUACAGCAACUCUCGCUAGUGUAGGAGCCGCCAGUAUUCCCAGUGCUGGUCUGGUGACGAUGCUUCUGAUCUUGACAGCUGUGGGACUACCGACUCAAGACAUCAGUUUACUGGUAGCAGUCGACUGGCUACUGGACCGUUUCCGAACAUCAGUCAAUGUCGUUGGUGACUCGUACGGGGCUGGAAUCGUGUACCACCUCUCCAAAGAUGAGCUUGACAUGUUUGAUGCACAGCAGAUAAGGCCAGAAGACUUUGAGAUGGCCAAGACACAAUCCUUUUUUGAGAAUAACUCUAACCACGGUGUAUAUGCAUCUCACAACUCCUAUCAGCCGGUCCAAAUAGAUGACUGCAAGUCUUUCAGCAUUCUGUAAGGAAUCCUGCUGCAGCUAAUUAUUAUCUGUCUUGUGGUAACCUUGGCCUCAAAUGGCUCCCCUGCGGACUUCUCACUUGUUGAGGAGGAACCAUGGAUGCGCGAGUAACACAGCACACAGAUCCAGCUCCGCCUUAUCCUGAGCCCCACAAGCUUAUCCUUUCUGGUGAAAACCAAAUGCUAAUUUUGUACAUAUAAACAGUCAGAAGUUACCACAGAACUUUCAUAUGCACAAGCAAUGACUUUUGAAUGACAAUCUCAGUACAUUUGUUACACAAAGGGAAGAGAACGUAGCUCGAAGUAGUGGGUUGUUCAGUCAGGCUGCAUAUUAUUUACACUCAAGGAUUACGAUAGUUAGAAUUCUAGGCCUUGGGUUAGAAGAGCAAUCUGAAAUCUGCUGCCUUAAGGCUACCGCAUAGAAGGAUCACAGUGGUUUUCCAGCCCCAGAUCGACCCUAGAGCACUACUAGUGGCAGGAGGAGAGAAGUGCAGCUUGUUUGCUGAAGAUAACUUUGACUGGCUUGGCUUAGGUGGAUUAACCCUUGAUUGCGGUACUCCAGAUCAGCCUCUUAUAAGAGCUUACCAAUGUAAUUAGAGGUUCUGAAAUAGUGGUUUGCCUCCAAAUGCUGCCACUUAUUUUUAGAUGCUGCCCGACGUAAAUGUCACGUCAGCAAUUACAGAGCAAUCAGACAUGAAGUAUGACAUUGAGUCGCUUGACGUUAUCUGCAAGGACUGUUAAUAUCCUGCAUAGUGGACUGAAUAGUUUGCAUUCAAACAUUAAUAAGUCUCCAUGCGUGUUUAUGUUUGAGGAAAGGGACUUGCAUGUGUGUAGGUUUUGUAUGUAUCUGUCUGCUUAGUUAAGUUAUCGAUUAAUUUAUGUAUUUAUUUGUUAAGUUACAAUCUUGCCUUGAAGAUAUCAACUGCAAACUGCAGACAGAAGACUUUAUGAUAUUAAUAUUAAAUUCAAUCCCGUUUUCUUGGAUCUUAGACCACUAAUAGUGUUUGAUUCUCUGAGAAGCCUUCUUGGAUACUCAGAUAUUAAGUCCAGUUGAAUGGAUUUUGUAUUUACUCUGAUAAGAGAGGCCCUCGGGUUAUUUGGUGCUCAGGUUGUUAGCAUGUAACGGAAAAGAGAUGACAGAACUGAGAUCUAUCAUUACAUUUGCACCAUUUAUUUGGUAGUCUGUAAUAGCAACACGAUCAGCUUUCCUCUUUUGCACCAGAAUCUUAAAAUGUUUUCAUUAAAGUGCCUCCUUGCACUUUCUGUACAUAUAUAUAAAUACACAUAUGUAUGCUGUCAUAUUUUAGAUGUAUUUUUCAUGCAAAUUAAAGUGUAGUGUUAAUUUUUGCCUAUUGUUUUAUAAAACAACGGCAAUUCAUGUAUUCAUUUCAGUAUUUUACUAAUUAGAGCGUAACAGGUUGUCUUAAAUAGUUAUUGCUAUCAUAUACUGUACAAGUCACAUGAAACAGGUGGCUGUGAAACAUUGACUGAUGAGUAAAAAUGUAUGUAUAUGAAUGUAAGCAUAUUUUUCACUGUUACAGUUCAUGGUGAUAUUGUGUAUUGUUAAACAUUUUGGUAGGAAUAAUGACACUAGGGGGAAAAGUUAAAUUACUAAUCAUUAUAAACCAGGCUUGCUAUGGAUUUAAUAGCCUUGUAGAGUGCAGAGAUCUUGAGGAUGUAUCUUGAGGAAAUGAUACACAACCUAGAUACAGUAUCUAUAAUGUAAAAGUGUGCACUG